Messenger RNA from Rotaria sordida, 909 nucleotides. The record is from the annotation of a GenBank genome assembly. Lineage: Eukaryota; Metazoa; Rotifera; Eurotatoria; Philodinida; Philodinidae.
AUGUGUCAAUACCGAAAUAUGAUAAACGAUCAAAAUAAAACAACGAAUAAUGUUAAUUAUCAAACAUGGUUUUUAUCAAUGUAUUUUUCUACUCAUACAAUUUAUGUAUUAUUAAUAUUAAUUUUAAUUGGUUGGAAUGCAUAUAAUACACAACAAUAUCGAAUAUUAGCUGAACGACAAUUACAAAUAGAAAAUAUUCUUACAGAAUUAUUACCAUCAUCAUCUUCAAUACCAUCAUUUUCUCAUCAAUCAACAUUAAUCGAACAAUGGUUUAGUAAAAUUUUUCAUUUUAUACGAAAAUUAAUAUCGAAAGAUACAACUAAAAUUAAUAAUAAUGAUUCUAUUGUUCAAAAAUCUACGGCUGUAGUACGUAAACGACGAUAUAUUCAACAAUCAACAGUAUCUAAUUGUCAAUGUCCUUCAGGUUCAAAAGGCGAAAAAGGUGAUCGAGGUUUUGCAGGAUUUCCAGGUGAAAUGGGACCAAAAGGAGAACGAGGUCAUCCUGGUUCGAUAGUUUGGAAUCGUGUAAAAGGUGAAAAAGGUGAACCAGGUCGUGAUGCAGAAUCAAUUCAGAGAAGAAUGUUGGCACCAUCUCAAGACAAAUUCAUUCAAGGUCCACCAGGUCCACCUGAUCCACCUGGUUUACCUGGACAAAAAGGUGAUAUGGGUUCUGCUGGACUACCUGGACGAGAUGGUUUACCUGGUGAAAAAGGUAAUCAAGGUGAACUAGGUAUUCAAGGUCCACAAGGAGAAAAAGGUGAAAAAGGUGAAGAAGGACCAACAGGAAAACGAGGAUUUCCUGGACGACCAGGUCCACCAGGUCCUGCUGGAAUGGAUGCACUUCCAUGUCCACGUGAAAUUUUACUUAAUUUUGAUAAUAUAUGUAAUUCAUGUUGUAAAAAAACAUAA